Molecule: messenger RNA, 720 nt
Organism: Parnassius apollo (apollo)
Lineage: Eukaryota; Metazoa; Arthropoda; Insecta; Lepidoptera; Papilionidae
Source: the annotation of a GenBank genome assembly
AUGGAUUUUCUAUUAAGUGAUAGCGAAGAACUUGAUGAUGACAUGUUGAUUCUUUGCAGCGACUUAAAGAUACAAGUACCAACAAAAAAACAGAAGAUAUUACCGGUACUGACUGACUUAGAAAAUAUCGAUAUUAAUAACUUACCAAUAGAAAUAGUUUCCGAGCCUCCUUCUCCGCCUUUGCUGGGUCUAUUGAGCACUCAAAACAUUCAGGAUACCAUAACUCUUUCGUCUGAACAGGUUACCAUAGUACAUUUGCAGCCAAGAGAAGAAUUGCAGCCUUUGUCUUCGUCCGUUGAGGUUUCACCGCCAUUAGAAGCGACACAACCACCUGAAAAUGACAUUGAAGAGACAUUCUUACCUUCAGCUCCAUCUACCUGUUUAAAUGAAGAAGUACAGCCGCUUUCCACGACUGCCGGAAAUUCACCGUCGCUAUUGGAGCAGCUACCGUCUGACAGUGAGAUCGAAGAUAUAAAUUCUAAUAGAAAAAGGAAAUCGAAGGGAUUCGCACAACCUAAAAAAUGGAAUAAAAACACAACAAAACCGAAGCGUAUGCAAGGUGAAGAAUAUGUGGGGUACCGUAGGGACAGGAAAGUUUCAGGGCAAGAGAAAUUUAAUGUACUUCUUGAUGUGCCACGUCCAGCACGUUCAAUUGGUUCACGUUGCACUUCCACAUUUUGCUCGAAGUCUAAGUUACGUGGCUGUUUUAGCUUGUCUUGA